This is a messenger RNA of Orycteropus afer afer, 933 nucleotides long. NCBI's taxonomy places the organism in Eukaryota, Metazoa, Chordata, Mammalia, Tubulidentata, Orycteropodidae. The record is from RefSeq and is a predicted model, not a curated record.
AUGGUCCCGGCUCGGCGUGGGGGCCCCUCCAGCUCUGCACUCAUGGUCAGCGCCCUGGAAACCGAAUCUGGAGCUCUCUGCCCACACUUGCGUGCCGGCUUCCAGGGGAAGACUCAGGAGACCUCGGAGCGGGAGGAGGGGCCGGAGCCCGCCCCGGCCUCGCUGACGUUCCGGGGUCGGGGCGUGUCCUGGUUCCUCUUGCCCACCAGCGAAAGAGCCUUUUGUGUGGAGAGGAGCUUGAGAGUUGGGGAGCCUCACGGCGACACCCUUGGGUUUGAUGCCCUGCCCAAGGCUGUCAUUGCCAUUGUCUUGGAGCUGUUCCUAGACCAUGGAUUUAACCUGUGCUUCCCCAUCGUUGGUACAGAAUCUGUGAUGUUUGAGGAUGUGGCUGUGGACUUCACUCUGGAGGAGUGGGCUUUGCUGGAUCCUGCUCAGAGGAAGCUCUACAGAGACAUGAGGCACAUUGCAAGUCACUCUGGACACAAGCCAUAUCAAUGUUCAGAUUGUGGGAAGGGCUUUGAUUUUCCAUCAGAACUAAGAAGGCAUUCCCUUCGAAGGCAUGAAAGGACUCACAGCAAAGAGAAACUCUAUGAAUGCAGGCAGUGUGGGAAAGGCUUUAAUCAACUCUUCUACCUUCGAAGGCAUGUGAGAAUGCAUAGUGGAGAGAAACCUUACAGAUGUACAGAAUGUGGGAAAGCCUUCAAGAGUCCCUCAUCUUUGCCAAUACAUAAAAGAACACACACAGGAGAGAAACCGUAUGAAUCGAAGAGGACGCUGGGUGGUCUCCAGAAGCCGGGAAAUGGUGAGCUUGGAGUAGAGUCUCCUGAGAUAGGGGCGAGGGAAGGGCCCGGUUCGAGCCGGCUGGAACUGGCCGUGUGCGCGGCCCCAGGCCCUUUGCCUGCACUCUGGGAUCUCCCGACCGGAGACCGUUGA